Molecule: messenger RNA, 264 nt
Organism: Closterium sp. Naga37s-1
Lineage: Eukaryota; Viridiplantae; Streptophyta; Zygnematophyceae; Desmidiales; Closteriaceae
Source: the annotation of a GenBank genome assembly
AUGGCGACCAAAGUGCAGCGGAUUAUGACCCAGCCCAUUAACUUGAUAUUCCGAUUCCUACAAAGUAAAUCGCGGAUUCAGAUCUGGCUGUAUCAGCAGAAGGACACGCGGAUCGAGGGCAGAAUCAUUGGUUUUGACGAGUACAUGAAUCUGGUGCUGGAGGACGCAGAGGAGGUUUCCAUGAAGAAGCAGACCAGGAAACCACUCGGUCGCAUCUUGCUGAGAGGAGACAACAUCACGCUCAUGAUGAACACGGGGAAAUAA